AUGAAGGCAUCUGUGGUCCUCUCCCUCCUCAGUUACCUAGUGGUGCCAAGUACGUCUCGAAUCCUGGGACGCUGCAGGGUGGCGAAGAAGCUCCAGGAAGGAGGCCUGGGAGACUUUGAAGGCUACAGCCUUGAAAACUGGGUGUGUCUGGCUUACUUCGAGAGCAAAUUCAAUCCCACGGCUGUCUACGACAACUUGCAUGGGGACUACAUGGGGUACGGCCUCUUCCAGAUCCGGAACACAGACUGGUGUGACAAUGGCAAGAACCUCUGUCACAUAGCAUGCUCUGCCCUACUGAAUCCAGAUUUAAAGAAGACAAUUGAAUGUGCCAAGAUCAUUGUACAAGGAAAAGAUGGGAUGGGAGCGUGGCCUUCUUGGACCCUGAACUGCCAGAACGCCUACAGUCUGCCAAGGUGGUUGGAUGGAUGCAAUUUAUAG
Elephantulus edwardii (Cape elephant shrew) is the source of this 438-nucleotide messenger RNA. RefSeq names its product lysozyme-like 4 (gene LYZL4). Lineage: Eukaryota; Metazoa; Chordata; Mammalia; Macroscelidea; Macroscelididae. The record is from RefSeq and is a predicted model, not a curated record. Gene Ontology annotation, molecular function: lysozyme activity. Gene Ontology annotation, biological process: fusion of sperm to egg plasma membrane involved in single fertilization. The coding region runs from base 1 to 438 and encodes 145 amino acids. Gene Ontology annotation, cellular component: sperm flagellum; acrosomal vesicle. The transcript is spliced from 4 exons.